Messenger RNA from Gaeumannomyces tritici R3-111a-1, 1657 nucleotides. RefSeq lists its product as hypothetical. The coding region runs from base 446 to 1447 and encodes 333 amino acids. The transcript has 3 exons. The record is from RefSeq and is a predicted model, not a curated record. NCBI's taxonomy places the organism in Eukaryota, Fungi, Ascomycota, Sordariomycetes, Magnaporthales, Magnaporthaceae.
CGAUGCAUCAACCUCUCAGAGCCUUCCCCCCGCGUGCUUCCUGAUACUGCCCACGUGAAGCCUGCAGAAAUCCAAUUCAGCUCAUUGCAAUUAUUCACGACAACACAUCACCUAAAGCCGACGCAAGCAAACACGGCUGCUUCGAUACCAAACUUGAAACCUUACCCAACCUUGUUGAUAUUGAACCUCCAAUUUCUCGAUAUUGGACCUACAGCUUCCUCGAUACUCAACCCUACACUUUUUGCUUACAUUAACCCCGACAGCCUUGCCCAUAUAACCCAGCACUUUUUUCUGGUUGUUGGACCACCCAUUGUUCUGUCAAUAUUGAACCCGACAGCUUCGUCAUAUUGAACCUCAGACAAGCACCAUCGAUAUCUGCGCUAUGCCGCCUGGCCAGCUGUAAGGACUAGUCAUACUCGCAUCGCAAAGCCUAGCGACCAUACCAAUGGAAAGCAGACCCGGCCCCGACGCCAAGUCAUUGGUCGACCCCAUCAGCAUGUCUAAAGAUCCUCACAUCACGUUGGAAGAUCAUUAUGAAGACAGGCUUCUGAAGAGAAAGGCUUCUUCUCCUUCUCAUAGUGUCCAAGAUGGCUUCAUGCCAAAGAAGCCAAGGCGUCGCAGUCGCUCGCCAUCGCGCAGUCGUAGCCCUUACUGGCGACGUGAUCGCGGCCGGGACCAUGAUCGCCAGCGCGAUCGGGACAGACACCGCGGCAUGGACCGCUACCACCAAUAUGCGUCAAGGGGACGGGUGGAGCCGCCGCGAGAGCCCGAGCGUCAACGUGAGCGUCGGCAGGAGCCAGAGAGCCGACCGUCGCUCUCAGCAGAGGAGAAGCAGCGUGGCAAACGCUUUUUCAGGGGCCUUCUGAGCAGCCUAAACCGCGAGCCUAGAGCCGCGCAGAAAAAGCACCGCGACGAGAUCGAGCGCAGACAGAAGGAGAAGGCGGAGCAACGCAAGGCCGCAGAGGAGGAACGCAAGGCCGUGGAGGAGGAACGUAAGAAGAACCUCGCGAGGCUGGAGCCGAUCCGGAAGGCUGAGCAGAUCGGGUUUGAGGAGCGCGCGAUGCGUACACGCCACUCAAACAUCAUGGCACAAGCCCACAGCCUCAAGACGAGGAGCGGGCCCCCGAUUUACUUUCGGCCCUGGGAGAUGACCAGGAAGCAAGAGGAUGCUGUCGGCAGACAGGUCCUCGAUGCCGAGGAGAUGGUGAACCGGGAGAGGCGCGCUUUCGAGCGCAAAAAGCAGAAGAAAUUGGCGGAGCUGCGAUGCCCGUCGCCUCAACCCACCAUCAAGAAUGAAGGUAUGACUGGCGAGCCUCGCACCGAAGCCCCCGCCAACACGAGCCUUGCAGUUGCUACUAACCCCGCGCCUCCCCCUCCUCAACAUGGCUCGAGCAACGACUGUGACGGCGAUGUGGUGAUGACGGAGGAGGAUACCUUGGUUUAUUGAGCUGUGCAAUAUCGCGGUGCGGCCCGUUUGUAGUUUCCGCUCUAAUACCCAUAUUCCAUAGUGUGAAUGCCACCGGCCUAGUGCCGCCAAGGCGGCCCGGGGGUACUCACGUAAGGACGGGUUUGCGAUGUAUAUAUUGGUCUAGUUCAGCAAGCCUUGUGAGGUCUUAUCAGACGAUAUAUAGGAAGGGUCAUGCUAUUGCUUGUUGAG